Molecule: messenger RNA, 1570 nt
Organism: Truncatella angustata
Lineage: Eukaryota; Fungi; Ascomycota; Sordariomycetes; Amphisphaeriales; Sporocadaceae
Exons: 2
Coding region: 320-1462 (380 amino acids)
Source: RefSeq, a predicted model, not a curated record
AUACCCUCUGUUUCUUUUCUCUACUCUCCUCACCCAAGUCUUUCUCUUUUCGAGUCCGUCUCAAGUCUCUCUUUCAACCGUUGUCGGUCAUUCACAAUCGUUUCCUGCGCCUACGCUGCAGCUUCGCUUCAAGUACACUUCUAGCAAUACCUCGCGGAAUCGAUUUUCGCUCAUUCACAGCAUUUGCAUCUUGCAAGCAUCCACUCAUUCAAACGACAACGAAAGUACAUACUCUUCCAGAGAUCAGAUCCGAUAAAGAGUCUAAAUAGACUAUCAUAACAUCCCGUGUUACGAGAUCAAAUCAUCAAUACCAUUCAAAAUGAAGUCCACCACCGUUGCUCUCGGCUUCCUUGCCGGCAUGGCCACCGCCUCAUACAACCACCCCCGCCACUUCCACGCUCCUCGUCCUUACUACCGCCGUGACAACGGUACCGAGCCCACUCAGACCACCCUGACCGUCAAGGUCACCCAGGUCCACACCAUCACCUCGUGCGCUCCUACCGUCACCAACUGCCCGGCUCGCAACGGCACUGCUAUCAGCGCCAACGAUGCCUACGCUACCAUCCCCGCCAGCGACCUGAUCACCUCCGAGGUCACCCAGGUUGUUGAGCUCACCACCACUGUUUGCCCCGUUGCCGAGGCCUCCAGCAUUGCAUCUUCCGUCUCUGCUGCCCACAGCUCCGGUCUCAUCACUGGUACCACCAAGGAUGUUACCGCUACCGCAACCUCUGACAACUCUGGUGCUACCGGAUCAGUCGUCACCAGCGCCUCCGUCGGUACCACCGAUGUUCCUCUGACCUACACGGUUGGUCCCGAGACUGCCAAGUCUGUCAUCACCACCACCGUCAAGAGCACCUACACUGCCCAGGUCACCGUCACCCUGACCAAGUCUGCUUCCACCGGCGCCAGCUCCAACUCUCCUCAGGGCACUACCACUGACUCUGAGGGUACCACCACCACCACCAGCACCUCCACUGGCACCCGCACCGUCACCAUCUCCAAGGCCAGCACCGCUACCGCCUCUGGCUACCCUGUCGCCACUGGAUCUGCCGGCGUUGAGGAGGUUACUGGCAACUCUGCUGCCACUGGUUCUGUCUCUGAGGGAAGCUGCGCCGAGGCCACCACUGUCACCGUCACUGCUCCUGCCAGCACCAUCUACGUCACCGUUGGUGCCUCCAGCGCUGCCCCCAGCGCUGCCUCUGCUACCGCCUCGUCCCCUGCCGCUGCCACUACUGGCUCCAGCAGCACUGGCUCUGACAACUCCGCCACUGGAUCUGAUGCCGGUGACGACGAGAGCUCCGACGACUCUUCCGACGCUGACGAGUGCGAUGCUGAUGAGGCUACCUCCACCGACGCCGGUGUUGUUUACGCUACUGCAACCGCCACUGUUGUUCCCUACCCCGUCGGUGGCGUUAACGGCACCUACCCCGUUCCCACUGGUGCUUACCGCCACAAGAACUAAGUUUCGGGCCAAGCUAUAGCCAUUAAGGGCUACGUAAAACGAAAAUCUAGUUCUUCUGUAUAAUGUUUGGGAAAUCUUAGUAUCUAAGCGCCGCGCGCGGCGGCAGAG